This is a messenger RNA of Diachasma alloeum, 3066 nucleotides long. RefSeq names its product cullin-3 (gene Cul3). The coding region runs from base 333 to 2699 and encodes 788 amino acids. Lineage: Eukaryota; Metazoa; Arthropoda; Insecta; Hymenoptera; Braconidae. The transcript is spliced from 12 exons. Gene Ontology annotation, molecular function: ubiquitin protein ligase binding. Gene Ontology annotation, cellular component: Cul3-RING ubiquitin ligase complex. Gene Ontology annotation, biological process: ubiquitin-dependent protein catabolic process; protein ubiquitination. The record is from RefSeq and is a predicted model, not a curated record.
CCCCUUCCCCCGCUGUGUUCUGACUGUUCAUGUUCUGUUAAAAAAAAUGGCCACCACAAACCGUUCAAUUUCUGACGCGCUUGAAGCCUCCAUACGCGACCCAAAACACUCGUAAAAAUACAGAAAAACCAUUGUUACGGCGUUCAAUCACAAGUUCGGGGAUUAAUGGUGAUACCCAAUAGCCUGGAGCUGAGGGGGCAUACGAUGACAUUUUCACAUGUCCCAUUGUCUCACGUAUUUUUACACUGACUGUGUCGCGAGUGGAAAAUAAAGUGGACGAGAGAUUGAAUCGUGAGGAUCGGUUGGAGAUUGUUGGUAACGCAGACGUCGAGAUGCUGAAGAGUGGGGCUUUACCGAAGAAGGAGGGCAAAAUGAGGAUACGCGCUUUUCCGACAACAGUCGACGAAAAGUACGUGGAGAACAUCUGGGCACUGCUGAAAAAUGCCAUCCAGGAGAUACAGAAGAAGAAUAACUCUGGACUGAGCUUUGAGGAGCUCUACCGUAACGCGUACACAAUGGUCCUUCACAAAUACGGCGAGAGGCUGUACACGGGCCUCAAGGAAGUUGUAACCCAGCAUCUUGAGAACAAAGUGCGUGAGGAUGUGCUGCACUCACUUCACAAUAAUUUUCUGCAGACACUCAAUCAAGCGUGGAACGAUCACACAACGUCCAUGACCAUGAUCAGGGAUAUCUUGAUGUAUAUGGACCGAGUUUAUGUGCAGCAGAAUGAUGUCGAUAAUGUUUAUAAUCUUGGGCUGAUCAUAUUUCGUGAUCAGGUGGUGAGGUAUGGGUGUAUCAGAGAUCACUUGCGAGAGACUCUUCUGGGGAUGGUGGCUCGUGAGCGCAAAGGAGAGGUUGUUGAUCGUAUGGCAAUAAAAAAUGCGUGUCAAAUGCUGAUGCGUUUAGGUAUUAAUAGUCGUAUCGUCUACGAAGAGGACUUCGAGAGACCUUUUCUUCAGCAGAGCGCAGAGUUCUAUCGAAUGGAGUCACAAAAGUUCUUGGCAGAGAAUAGUGCAUCGGUGUGCAUAAAGAAGGUCGAGGCUCGCAUCUCCGAGGAGUCCGAGAGGGCCAAGCACUACCUCGAUGAGUCAACCGAGUCCAGAAUAGUCGAAGUUGUUGAGGAGGAGCUCAUCAAAGUUCACAUGAAGACUAUUGUCGAGAUGGAGAACAGUGGAGUUGUCCACAUGCUGAAGAAUCAGAAGACAGACGAUCUCGGCUGCAUGUACAAGCUCUUCUCGAGAGUGUCAGACGGUCUCCGCACUGUCUGUGACUGUGCCUCCCAGUUUCUGCGUGAGCAGGGACGUUCGAUGGUCCAGGAGGACCAGGAAGCCACGACAAAUGCAGUCCACUUUGUCCAGAAUCUCCUCGACCUGAAGGAGCGCUUCGACCACUUCCUCCACUACUCCUUCAACAACGACAAACUCUUCAAGCAGAUGAUAGUCUCUGAUUUCGAGUACUUCCUCAACUUGAAUUCCAAGAGUCCAGAGUAUCUGUCACUGUUCAUCGAUGAUAAAUUGAAGAAGGGAGUUAAGGGUAUGACUGAGCAGGAGAUCGAGGGCGUUCUCGACAAGACAAUGGUUCUCUUCAGGUUUUUGCAGGAGAAGGACGUGUUCGAGAGGUACUACAAACAGCAUCUGGCCAAACGAUUGCUGCUUAACAAGUCUGUCUCUGACGACAGUGAGAAGAACAUGAUUUCAAAAUUGAAGACUGAAUGUGGAUGUCAAUUCACUUCCAAGUUGGAGGGAAUGUUCAAGGACAUCACUGUCAGCAAUUCUAUUAUGGACGAGUUCAAGGAUCAUGUGCUGGCAUCAGGGACGAAUCUUCGAGGAGUUGAUCUUAGUGUGCGUGUCCUCACCACUGGCUUCUGGCCGACCCAGUCAGCCACCCCAAAGUGCAGUAUGCCCCCAGCUGCGCGUGAUGCAUUCGAUACUUUUCGUCGUUUCUAUCUAGCCAAGCACAGUGGCAGACAACUGACCCUCCAGCCACAGCUUGGCUCAGCUGAUUUAAAUGCUGUGUUCCAUGGACCUAAGAGAGAAGAGAGUGCUAAUGGAUUGGAAACUCCCUCCUCAACGAGUUCAAUUCUUAAUGGCAAUGCCAGUUGUCCAAGUGGCAGUGCCAUUAGCCCAAGAAACAGUACCAGUAGUUGCUCCAAUCCUAGAAAGCACAUCAUUCAAGUGUCCACGUACCAAAUGUGUGUUCUUAUGCUGUUUAAUAAUCGUGACAAGUUGACGUAUGAGGAAAUACAAAAUGAAACAGACAUUCCUGAGAGAGAUCUCGUGAGAGCCCUGCAGUCCCUUGCGAUGGGCAAGGCUGCCCAGAGAGUGCUCCUCAAGUUCCCAAGGUCGAAAGAAAUUGAACCGUCACAUUGCUUCACUGUCAACGAUAGUUUCACCAGUAAAUUACACAGAGUCAAGAUUCAGACAGUAGCAGCUAAGGGUGAGUCAGAACCUGAGCGAAAGGAGACUCGUAACAAAGUGGAUGAGGAUCGUAAGCAUGAGAUCGAGGCUGCAAUCGUUAGGAUAAUGAAAGCUCGUAAACGAAUGGCACACAACAUUCUCGUGACAGAGGUGACACAACAGCUUCGUGUAAGAUUUCUGCCAUCCCCAACGAUAAUUAAGAAACGUAUUGAAGGCCUGAUUGAACGAGAAUACCUAGCUCGAACUUCAGAAGAUAGAAAAGUGUAUACAUACGUUGCUUAAUUAAAUUUGUACAAAAGAAGAGCCGAAAAAAAGAGCCAGCCGAGCCAAGGGAAGAAGGAGAAAACAUAAUCCAGAGAGAAACAACGGAGAGAUUUUUUUUCGAUCAAAGGAAGAAGAUAAAUGAUUAUUGUCAAAAGUGUCUAUUUUUUUGUCCCCCUCCCCCUCCCCUCUCCACUAUUCAUCCAGUUUUGCAGAAUUAAUCCACGAUGUUUCUGGAUCCUGAGAAUUAUCCUGAAUUUUACUUUUCCCCCUAAUUAACAUUGUCAAACUAAGUUGUAAGAAUUUAAAAAGUAAGAAAACAUUGUCAAGAAUAAGAGGUGAGGAAAAUGAAGAAAACAUUAUUAUAAAAGAUUUAAAUUAUUCCAGA